CUGGCCAUUUCCAUCACCCCAACCCACACACAUUCUCUCUCUCGCGCGCGCACACACACAAAAACACACACUCUAGUCCUCUGUUCAUGUGGUUGGAGCUCCGGCUCCCUAUUCGGAGCCUCCGCUCGUAAUUCUACAUACACGAUAUGGUAUAAAAUCUCAGAUGUUGGUUUCGAAUCGAAAAAUUUGUUUCUGAUUAUAGAUCGUUUGAAGAAAUGUCGAAAUCACCAUGGAAAAAUAUUGGCGACUGGGCCGCCGAAUCGGAGAGAGCCGAAGCCGAAGAACGGGAACAGGCAGAACAAGCCGCUGCUGCUGCUCAAGCCGGAGGAGGUAAUUUUCCAAGCCUGAAGGAGGCGGUGAACACGAAACAGAAGAAGAAAACCAAGAUGAGCUUGCACGAGUUCACGAUGCAACCUAGUUAUGGCUCCGGAUCGGCUCCGCCUAGCCGAGGCUUGACUCAGGAAGAAAUGUUCCGGCUACCCACUCGACCUAGGGAGCGUCCACCUGACGAAAUGCAGCACGGGCGGCUCGGAGAAGGGUUUCCUAGUUAUGGAAACCGACCGGGUUCUGGAUAUGGUGACGGGUAUUCCGAUCGACCGACUCGGGAGUUUGAGAACCGGAGAUCUUAUGGAGGGUUUGAGGAUGAGAAUCGCCGAGGACCAACUAGGGUUUCGGGGUUCGAUCAACAAACUUCGAGAGCUGACGGAGUUGAUAACUGGGCUUCAGGGAAGAAAGCCCUACCCGAUUACACUUCGGGUCCGGCGGGUCGUCCUGCGAGGUAUAGUUCUCUUGGAGGAUCCUCCGAUGGGAUUUCAAGGGCUGAUGAAGUGGACAGUUGGGUGGCUACUAAGAAGCCCUUUGUGCAAUCUCAGCCGCCACAACAGGCGAGAUCUUCCGGGUUCGGGAGGCUUGAGCCCGAUCGCUGGACUCGAAAUGAAGGUGAACGUCAGAGAUUGGUCCUGGACCCUACCAAAAGUGAUCGUGGUGGUGAUGCUGACGUGCUAGUUAAAGUGAACAAGUCGAAUCCAUUUGGGGCAGCAAGGCCAAGGGAGGAGGUUUUGGCGGAGAAGGGAUUGGAUUGGAAGAAAAUGGAUAUCGAAAUUGAAGUGAAGAAGCAACAGCAUUCUGUUGGCAGUAGUAGGCCUACUAGCUCACAGUCGAGUAGACCUGGGAGUACUCAUUCGAGCAGGUCAGAGAGUCUCACGACAUUGCAGUCAGGGAUGGCUGAAGGUGCAGCCAAGCAGACCCCAAAAAUGAACCCAUUUGGUGAUGCUAAGCCUCGGGAAGUCUUGCUUGAGCAGAAGGGCUUGGAUUGGAGGAAGAUUGACCUGGAAUUGGAGCAUCGACUAGUUGAGAGGCCUGAGACAGAAGAGGAAAACAGUUUGAAAGAAGAAAUUGAGCACCUGAAAAAGGAAUUUCUGGAAAAAUCUGGUGAAGAGCAAAGCUGUUUACAGGAUCUUAUUCUUAAAAGAGAGAAGGAUUUGGAACUGCUGAGGCGGGAAUUGGAUGACAAGGUUCGUUAUAGCCAGAAAGUGUUUGAAAGGCCCGGUUCUGGAGCUGGUAGGGAUGCUAUCUCUAUUGAGAGACCUUCUCGGCUUGCACCAUACGAGGAACCCAGAGCUGGUUUUCCAGAGAGACCUCCUUCCCGGCCAGGGGCACACGAGGAUCCUAGAGCUGGCCAUUCUGAGAGACCACGUUCUCGACCUGGCUUGUCUGAGAAGUAUAGGCCCGGGUUUCCUGAGAGGCCUUCCCGGCCUGGACUCUAUGAAGAGUCCAGAUCUGUCUUUACUGAGAGACCUUCCGGAUCUGGAUCAUAUGAAGAGACUCGAGCUGGAUUUUCUGAGAAAUCUCCUUCCUUAUCACAGGCAUAUCAAGAUCCCAGAGCUGUUGACUACAUGGAGAGGCCUCGAUCUCGUGGCACUGUAAAUUCCAGGACAAGGCCGAUUGAUGACAGGAAAGCUUCUCAAGGUGGCGGGGUUAGAGGAUUUGUGGGAAGCAGAGACGUGGACAGGUCAAGGCCGAGGUGGUGAAUUUCAGUUAUUGUGGAUUCUUUGAGCCGUUCUGCUUUUAGUCCUCUGACGUUAGAGCAAAAUAAAACUUCGGCAGCUCUCAUUAAAUCUCUCGCGCUUUGGUUGUGAGAAAUGGAGCUAGAAUUAUUGAAUACUGACAUUGAUAUCGCUUGAUUAAUUGUAAAAUUGCACUCUUUCUUUCUUUUAGUCGCAUAACCUAUUUUGCGCAUUUUUCAUAAGGACUCUAUUGUAAUGCCCGUCUUGCUGCGCCGCCCCGAUUUUGGCUUUUCCCCCUCUCUUUCUGAACCGUAACGUUUUUUUCCCUGUUCUAUAUAAUUUGUUUUCUUCAGCUGUUCUAA
This is a messenger RNA of Olea europaea var. sylvestris, 2368 nucleotides long. RefSeq names its product eukaryotic translation initiation factor 4B1-like. The record is from RefSeq and is a predicted model, not a curated record. The transcript is spliced from 3 exons. The coding region runs from base 216 to 2030 and encodes 604 amino acids. NCBI's taxonomy places the organism in Eukaryota, Viridiplantae, Streptophyta, Magnoliopsida, Lamiales, Oleaceae. Gene Ontology annotation, molecular function: translation initiation factor activity; mRNA binding.